This is a messenger RNA of Closterium sp. Naga37s-1, 1323 nucleotides long. The record is from the annotation of a GenBank genome assembly. NCBI's taxonomy places the organism in Eukaryota, Viridiplantae, Streptophyta, Zygnematophyceae, Desmidiales, Closteriaceae.
AUGUCGGAACGCAGCAACGUCUCGGCCUCUGGCCCCAGAGCCAAUCCUCUCUACGGCGGACCAGCUAACCCCAGCGCUGGAAACCGAACCCCUUCAUGGGCGCGUAAAUCCGGCGCAGGCGGUGCCCGGCCGUCGUUCAGCGAUGCCGCCUCUUCCCCCCCUGAUUCCCCCGCGCGCUCCGCCCGAAGCAACAACGGCCCAUCGUACUACGCCCCGCACUACGAGCACCCCGGCUACACCGUCGAAACGCCCGGCGCUAACGACGCUAUGCUGGGGCAAUCCCCGUUUCGCGCGCCCCCUUACUACGUGCAGACGCCCGCGCACUCCGAGCGCCCCGGCUCCCCCAUGUCGUCAGUCCCCGACUCCCCCGCGCACACCAUGUCGUACGAUAUGCGCAGUGUGCGGUCCGGGAAGCCAGGCUCGUCGCGCGUCUACGGCGCGCCGGCUCGCGCGGCCGCGGCGCCGCUUGCGUCGCGGAUCAACGAGGAGGGCGACGAAGAGGAGCAGCUGUACGAGCCGCCGGCAAAGGAAGCGUCGGGUGGGCGGUCGAAGCGGAGCAAGCGGUUCUGGACGAUCUGCAUUGUGGUGGGCAUCCUGGCGCUCGUCCUCGCAGCCGUCGCGACGGGCAUCGCGCUUUACUACGUGUUCCAGCCGGAUGCUCCCACGUAUACCUUCGAUUAUGCGACGCUCAACGAGUUCCAGAUCGUGAACAAGCUCGCCGACGGUACCGGCUUGCCGACAGACCAGCUUUUCGCCAACGUUACUUUCGUCUUCUCUGCGAUCAACCCGAACGGGAAGUACACGCUACAGGGCGAUGGUGGUCUGCUGCAAGUCGGCUACAGCUCCAUUCCCACGCUCAUGCAAGGAGGGGUCCCCUAUUUCGCCCUCAGUUCUAAGAACUUCACCAACUUCACGACAUCAGUCGGCGUAGCCAUGUACCCGUUAUACGGUGACGUGGCGACCCGCAUAUUCCUCGAGUCGCAGGCGGGGCCGAACGUGGGCGUGUGCGUGCUCUCCGCCAACGGCUCUAUUUCCAGCGCCACGCUCCGAGACCCCUCUGGCGGCGCCAACACCACCAUUCACGAGGGUCGCUUUGAGCUGCUGAACAUGUCGGGCUCGUUUCUGCCGCACGACCCGGCGGAUCCCGAUGGGCGAAUGGGCGGGCUGAGCGUGAGCCUCGUCAGCUCCAACGGCCGCGUUGUGGGCGGCGGUGUGGCGGGCCGCCUCGUUGCCGCCACGCCCGUGCAGGUCAUAUUGGCCACAUUUCUGCACGAUCCCAGUAAUCUGGCCACACCUGGGUCAAGGCCAGCUGCUGGGCAGUAA